Molecule: messenger RNA, 3189 nt
Organism: Spinacia oleracea (spinach)
Lineage: Eukaryota; Viridiplantae; Streptophyta; Magnoliopsida; Caryophyllales; Amaranthaceae
Product: zinc finger CCCH domain-containing protein 30
Exons: 2
Coding region: 291-2531 (746 amino acids)
Molecular function (GO): protein binding; metal ion binding
Source: RefSeq, a predicted model, not a curated record
CAAUGUAAUUUCAACCGUCUUGGUUGCGGAGUAGCAAAAAGUCAGAAACGCUCCUCCUCUAGUACUCCAAUGGGAAAGAGAGACCAUAAAUUUGAAUUUGUGUGAAAUUUACGAAUCAUUUCAUUUUAAUUUCAAUUCGACUGCAGUCAAGGUUGCACCUUUUCCCUUUUUCUUUCACUAUCUCUCUCUCAGAUUGCAUUGCUUGCUUUGGAUCAUCGUAUUUCGCUCUUUCUGGGCUGUGUUACUGGUUCGAUCUACUCCCCAUCUUUUGUAUUGUGUCUUUUUAAACUAUGUGUGGUGCUCUGGAUCAAUCAAAUAGCUCAUCUAAUUCAGCAGCACAAUCUGCUCUCGAACACAAUUCUAACACCACCAAUACCAUGAAGGAACCCAAUCAUGUUGCUAUCAACUGUUUUUCCAAUAUACUUGAGCUUGCUGCCAGUGAUGAUGUUCAAGGGUUCAACAAGAUGUUAGAGCAUGAUGCUUCAGCAAUAUGUGAAUCUGGUCUGUGGUAUGGCCGUCAGAAGGGUUCUAGACAAAUGGUUCUUGAACAUCGAACACCUAUAAUGGUUGCUGCUACUUAUGGAAGCUUGGAUGUUUUGAAGCUAAUACUUGCACAGCCUGGAUUUGAUGUCAACUUUUCAGGUGUCCCAGAUAAGAGCACAGCCCUGCACUGUGCUUCUUGUGGUGGAUCAGUUAAUGCUGAUGAAGUUGUUAAGCUUCUGCUGGAAUCUGGAGCAGAUGCCAAUGCUGUGGAUAUGAAUGGUCGCCGCCCAUUUGAUGUGAUUGUUGUCCCUCCCAAUCUCCCUAGCAAAAGAGCUUCAUUAGAAUACCUCCUUGCAAACAAUACUUCCAUUAUUGGGCCCAAGAUGCGUGUAUCGGUUGGGAGUUCAGGUUCUAGCUCCCCACCCCUGUCUUCAUCACCUGACAAUGGCUCUUCAUCAGAUUCUGGGAUAUCGCCAAAGAUCUUGAAGUCGACUUUUAACCAACCACCAGAAAAGAAGGAAUACCCCAUAGACCCUUCUCUCCCUGACAUAAAGAACAGCAUCUAUACAACUGAUGAAUUCCGUAUGUUCUCUUUCAAGGUCCGACCUUGCUCUCGUGCCUACUCCCAUGAUUGGACUGAGUGCCCUUUUGUUCACCCGGGAGAAAAUGCUCGACGAAGAGAUCCAAGGAAAUAUCAUUAUAGUUGUGUCCCUUGCCCUGAAUUUCGCAAGGGUACAUGUAGCAGGGGCGACUUGUGUGAGUAUGCUCAUGGAGUAUUUGAGUGUUGGCUUCAUCCAGCCCAAUACAGAACAAGGCUUUGCAAGGAUGGGACAAGCUGCAAUCGAAGGGUGUGUUUUUUUGCCCAUACCCCUGAUGAGCUAAGGCCACUUUAUGCGUCAACAGGUUCGGCUGUAUCUUCACCACGUGCAUCGGCCUCUGCUGCAGCUGUCAUGGACAUGGCAGCUGCAAUGAAUCUCUUUCCAAGUUCACCGUCCUCUAUAUCUGCCAUGUCACCCUCACCAUUUUCACCACAGUGCAUGUCGCCUCCUGCCAAUGCCGCCUCAAACUCACCUUGGCCCCCACAGCAAAAUGUUCCUACUCUUCAUCUUCCUGGAUGCAACAUUCAAUCCAGUCGUUUGAGAUCUUCACUUAGUUCCAGAGAUAUUCCACCUGAGAAUUUUCAUAUGCUGUCUGAUUUUGAUGCCAAGCAACAUAUGUUAGAUGACCACAUGGCUAGUUUUUUACAGCCACGGUCUAACCCUUCUUCCUUGAUGCGUGCUGUUCGGACCAAGAGCUUAGCUCCUUCUAAUCUGGAGGAGCUAUUUUGUUCGGAGAUUGCCUCGUCUCCUCGUUAUUCUGAGCAGGCAGCUGCAGCUGUUUUCUCCCCGACCCACAAGUCUGUGCUCAUCAAUCAGUACCAACAGCAGCAGUGUUUGUUGGCACCUAUUAACACAUCUAAUAUUUACUCACCCAAGAGUGUUGAACACCCCUUGUUACAGGCUUCUUUAAAUGUCUCUUCUCCUGGAAGGAUGUCCCCUCGAAGUUUUGAACCUAUCUCACCAAUGAGUGCUAGACUCUCUGCUUUAGCCCUCCGCGAACAGCAACAGCAACAGCAACAGCAACAGCAGCAGCAGCAUCAGCAGCAGCAGCAGCAGCAUCAGCAGUUGCGUAGUCUUGGUUCUAGAGAGUAUGGAGCCAAACAUGCUUCCUCUUUGGUCGGAUCGCCGGUUCAUCCAUGGUCAAAUUGGGGAUCACCGAAUGGGAAGUUGGAUUGGUCAGUCAAUGGUGGAGGUGACGAAGUGGGUCAGUUGAGGAGAUCAUCUUCAUUUGAGAUUGGAAACAAUGAAGAGGAACCAGACCUCUCAUGGGUUCAGUCUCUGGUGAAAGAAUCUCCCCCUGAGAUGAGAGAAAAGCAUGCUGCCUCUGUUUCUGGUCCUAUCCCGUCUGCAGAGGGCUUGGCAACUAAAGCUUCAGCGGAUCCAGUGGAUUAUUCUGUUGUAGGUGCAUGGCUUGAGCAUAUGCAGCUCGAUCAGCUGGUAAACCAGUAAGAAAAUUGUCUUUCUUUUCCCCUUUUGCUUUUGAUUGAGGUGAAAAGAACUAGUGUAGUAUAUAAACCCCUUUUGUGAGAAUUUCUUUUUUGGCCUUUUGGGUGUAGGCGGGAUUUAAUUAAUUGUCGUACAGUAUAAAAGGAAGAUGAAAACGUAGGAAACAAAAUUGCCGGUCCCUAUUUUAUUCAUUUGGUUAUCAGUCAUUUAUUGUAUUAGCCAAGGGGGAUAAGGAAGCACUUGAUGCUGGGUGUCGCAAGGGAACACCACUUUGGUGAUCUUCUUAAACCCUUUGGAGUGUAGGACUAAUUUCCCAGUUACAUAUAUAUACUUUUCCCUAUAAAUUUACCUAAAAUGAGUGGAGGAAGUGGAGACCAUAAUCCUUCUGUUUCUUUAUUGGUUCAUGAGUAAAUGAUCAAGAAGGGUUAGAGAAAGGGGGAAAGGUCCUUUUGGUCUCGCCUUCUUAUAUCAUAUUUUGAGCAAAUUGCUUAUUGUGUAUGCGAUUUGAGAGGAUUAUGUACCUUUUGAAGAUGUACAACUAUAUAAAUCAUUAUUUCAAUAUAUUCAUAUGAAUUUGAAAUUCGUUUUUCAAUCGUGUUUGUUGGACUUGCUGUUAAUGUGGUAUUGAGAAAUGAACCUAUCUAUAGCCUCUGUUGAGUUU